UCAAUAUAAACUAUGGAAAAUAUAUUAAACUAUUUGCAAAUGAGUUUGGAAUUCCAAAUAGCACAUUUCAUUGAAGUAGUGAAAGCAAAGGCAAUCCAAGUCGGAAUUCAACACGAUGGACUGCUAACAGUUUUAACGUUAUGUUUUGUUUUUUAUCUAAUAGUGGUUUCUACAGGUCAUCUAUGGAAGAACAAAAAAAAGAAGAAAAGAGGGAAAAUUCAACGAGUAUUAACGAGGUCAAUGUCCAUUGGAGUUUUACAUGGAGGUGAAUUGGCUCUUGAAAGACUAGUUGACUACCAUCAAGCCAAGGCAAACGUUCAGUUGUUGGAUGUUACAGAGACGGAGCUGGAUUCUCUACUCAAGGAGGGCCUACCUGAUUUCAAGAAACUACAAAGGUGUAUUGCAAAGCUGGAAAUGAGUGGAAAAGAAAGCAAGGCAGUGAAAAUAUUGGAGUCUGCAAUAAAGGAAGCCCGGUUAGAGGGAAAGCCACAUGAAGCUUAUGAAUUUGAGAUGCUACUUGUGGAAUCACUCAUUUACCAGGGAGAAUUCAUUAAGGCGCUAAGUUAUGAGUGCUUAAAUGAUGAAUUCAUUACCGAUGCAAGGCGUCCACUUUAUAAGGCUAUAAUAUACCUCUCACUUGGGUACACUGAAGAAGAAGCUAAAAAAUUCUGGUGGGAGUUCAAAAGAAUUAGAGGACAUAUGAAAAGAUCACGCAAUACACAAGAUGUACAACUUUUUGAGAUCACAACAGAUUUCGACAAAUUUAUGUGCAUUGUUAAGUCUCUCGAGGAAGAUAUCAAGCAGGUUAAAGCGAAAGCCAACAAAAAUAAAUAAAUGAUAUUCCGAACCAGUUACACUUUGCUGAUAAAGUAUUUGUGUUCUCUUUUACCUUUCAGUUUGAUUGUAUAAUAAUGUUUAUGUUCAAUAACACUUAGCACUGCAGGUCA
This is a messenger RNA of Nicotiana tabacum (common tobacco), 947 nucleotides long. RefSeq lists its product as uncharacterized. The record is from RefSeq and is a predicted model, not a curated record. NCBI's taxonomy places the organism in Eukaryota, Viridiplantae, Streptophyta, Magnoliopsida, Solanales, Solanaceae.